UUUAAAUAAAAAAGUAGGAUUGAAGCGUAAAGCUUAAUUUUCAUAUUCAUUUUUAAAAAUUCAAUCUUCCAUUUAGCAUAGUUUUCUCUUUAGCUAACCUCCAUACAUUUUCAACGAAACUGCAUUUACAACUCUGGCAACUUAGAAUGUUGCGGCCUUUUUUUUAUAAUUCGACUUUUCGCGUGUGUUUAUUAUUCUUUAAGCAUACAGCACAGUCAUUUAUACAACACCUCCUUCGGCACAAUAGAACUUAUCACUGUGCAAACAGGGUGAGGAGCGUAGUUAUGUAAUGUGCUCUAUCUGUUGAAAAUUUCAUUUUCAUCCUAUUAUUUGUCAAAUCAUCGGCGGUAUGUUUAUGAUAAGGAUAUGCGAUUGUUGGGGGCGGAUGUAAGUUUAAACAUCGGAAUCUUGUUUGAAUAAUCCAGCAUCUGAAACGAUGGAUCAGUUUUGCACAUCAGAGUUUUGGAACCAAACCUUAUUUUGGGAUACUACAACUCCAGUUUUCACACCUUGUUUCUUGAAAUUAGCCUUAAUAUGGGGACCUGUUGUAUUUUUUUGGAUAUUUGCUCCUGCAGAGAUUUACUAUCUAAUAAAGAACAAAGAAAAAAAAAUUCCAUGGUCUGCUCUAAAUAUAGCAAAAUUGGUAGGUGUGUUUCUUAUGAUGGUACUCACUAUAACAGAUAUGAUUUAUCAGAUGAUUCGAUUCACAAAGGAAGAUGUUCGUCCUGUAGAAUAUUAUACACCUUUUGUUCUUUUUGUCACAAUG
Messenger RNA from Stegodyphus dumicola, 766 nucleotides. Its product is annotated as multidrug resistance-associated protein 1-like. Gene Ontology annotation, biological process: transmembrane transport. Gene Ontology annotation, cellular component: membrane. The record is from RefSeq and is a predicted model, not a curated record. NCBI's taxonomy places the organism in Eukaryota, Metazoa, Arthropoda, Arachnida, Araneae, Eresidae. Gene Ontology annotation, molecular function: ATP binding; ABC-type transporter activity; ATP hydrolysis activity.